Molecule: messenger RNA, 6259 nt
Organism: Tachysurus vachellii
Lineage: Eukaryota; Metazoa; Chordata; Actinopteri; Siluriformes; Bagridae
Exons: 2
Coding region: 362-6259 (1965 amino acids)
Biological process (GO): DNA integration
Molecular function (GO): nucleic acid binding
Source: RefSeq, a predicted model, not a curated record
ACCCCUUCUGUUCAAAUGGGGUAUCGCAUAUUGUUGUUUAAGUCCUUAUAUGAUGACGUCACAGACGUGAGUCUAGUUUUGCAGCGGCAGCAGGGAAGAGCAUGCGGUCAUGGCUCCUGCUCCUUGAUUUAAGUUGGUUUGAAGGCACUUUCGUUUUACGUUACUCCAUGGACAGCAGUAAAUCUUGAAAAGCAUUAUUGAGUCUGUCGUCUUUGGGGGGCGUUAUCUGACUGCAUACUCGAGCAAGGCGUUUGAGAUAAAGGGCAGUACAGUAAAACGAAAGCUCUUCGGUGAUCGACCUCCAGUAUCAAACUCCACGGCGGGGAGCUAGGCAGCUCAUAAGGUGACCUUUUCUUCUACAAUGUCUAAGUCAAGCUGCAAGUCUGGAUUACAGAGGCAAGCAUCUAAUGCAUCACGUUCGUCACAGCACUCACGUGGCUCAUCGACUGUAAUCACAGCCGCAGCUGCGAUGGCUAGAGCAGAGGCCGAGGCGGCUAAAGCGGAAAUAGCUUUUGCGAAGAAAGAGGGCAAACUGAAAAUACAACAAGCACAGCUUCAGGAAUCAUUAGACACUUUAAGGCUGGAAAAAAAGGUUGCAGCUAUACAAGCGAAGGCCGAGGCCUUAGAAGCAGCUGCAGAGCAAGAAAGUAGAGAAAAUUCGAGUAUAAUAGAGUUACCUAUAGAGGACAUACAAGAACGCAUGCAGGCUUACUUAGCGGAACAAGCAGAUAGAGUCGUGGACAUACAAAUGCCGGUGCUAGAUGGGCCAUUUCAUGAUAACGGACGCACAAACGUCUCCGAAUCGCAACAAACACAGACUACUGUGCUACAGCAGGAAGGGCAGCAUAGUCUUUAUGGCACACCACCCAAGUCUCAGUUUGUCAAUACAGAGGGCGCGCGGUACCCUACCAUUCCACAAUCUACAGAUAUAGACUUUACACGCUCAGCCCAUCAUGACACGUAUUUCAGGUUACCUCAGGAUAUGUAUCACUCAAGUUCUUCGGCAUUUCAAGGCAACGAGGAAAGGAGCGGAGACAGGCGAGUGACAUUCGACUAUUCUCCAACCCAGUCAGUUACACCCUUACGAGUUGGACCGUAUCAAGGCAAUCCUCAUGCAGAUAACCAAAUGUCUGAUGUCGUCAAGUUUCUUGCAAGACGCGAAUUAGUGUCCACCGGCCUAACACAGUUUAAUGAUCGUCCAGAAACUUUCAGAGCAUGGCGGGCAUCCUUCAUAAAUGUCACUAAACAACUUGACCUCUCACCUAGCGAGGAGAUGGACUUGCUAGUAAAAUGGCUGGGAUGCGAGUCAGCCGAACAUGUAAAACGGAUCAGAGCUGUGCACAUUAAUCAUCCACUACAUGGGCUCAGUUUGAUUUGGGACAGACUUUAUGAAACGUAUGGCUCGCCGGAAAUGGUGGAAAGCGCUCUAUUUGGGAAACUGGAGAGCUUCCCAAAAAUAUCAAACAGAGACAAUCACAGAUUGCGUGAGCUGGGAGAUCUGCUCAUGGAGAUCCAAGCAGCUAAGCAGGAUGGCGAUUUGAUGGGUCUUUCCUAUCUAGACACACCACGGGGAGCGAAUCCCAUAAUACAGAAAUUACCGUACAGCUUACAAGAAAAAUGGCUCACAGCCGGAUCUAAGUACAAAAAGGACUACAGAGUCUCUUUUCCACCAUUCAGGUUUCUAGUAGACUUCGUGUGCCAGCAAGCUAAAAUGCGCAACGAUCCAAGCUUCUUCCUCACAGCAGUACAGGAAGAAUCGUCCAAACCAAACAGACAAUCAAACAAAACGGUUUUCCGCAGAGCCGUCGCCACACACAAGACUCAGGUCUCUUCUGAAAGUUCGUCAGCUGCCAGUGAACGAAAAAAUAAAGUAAACCCAGCAAAACAGUGCUUCAUACACAAUAAGCCUCAUCCUCUGUCCAGAUGUAGAGGAUUCAGGAUGAAACCUAUGGAAGAGAGAAAGCUUUUGCUUAAACAACAAGGCAUAUGCUUCAAAUGUUGCAGCUCCAUAGCACACAUGGCAAAGAACUGUGAUCAGGCUGUCAAGUGUUCAGAAUGCAACAGCAUUUCCCACAUGGCAGCACUCCAUCCAGGUCCAGCACCAUGGACCAGAGAACCACAAUUCCCUACUUCAGAAGAUCACAAAGAGAGUGAGGACGUACCUGUGGAAUCCGAGGUUUCCUCAGCUUGCACGGAGGUAUGCGGAGACAGUCAACUUCCACGCUCAUGCUCCAAGGUUUGUCUAGUGAAAGUAUUUCCUGAGAGCCACCGUGAGAAAGCACUCAAAAUGUACGCUAUAUUAGACGAUCAAAGUAACAGAUCGCUGGCAAGAUCAGAAUUCUUCGAUCUGUUUGGCAUUACCGAGUGUAGUGUAGCCUAUACUCUCAAAACAUGCGCAGGCACAGUCGAAACUGAAGGCAGACAAGCACGAGGCUUUCAAGUAGAAUCCUUUGACGGAAGCAUAGUCUUGCGCCUACCAGUGCUCCUUGAGUGUAAUGAAAUUCCGGACAAUCGUUCCGAAAUCCCCACUCCAGAAGUGGUUAGGAACCACAGACACCUAAAACAUCUUGCGAGGUACAUUCCAGAGCCAGACCAUCACAUUCCCAUUUUUCUCCUGUUAGGCAGAGAUAUGAUCAGAGUCCACAAAGCCCAUAAGCAGGUGAACGGCCCACCGAAUGCUCCCUUUGCGCAAAAGUUGGACUUAGGAUGGGUCAUCGUUGGAGACAUGUGCCUUGGGAAAGUUCAUAAGCCUACCUUCAUCCAAAGUUACCACACCAACAUUAUGGAAAAUGGUCAGUCUACAUAUUUUCACCCGUGUCCUAACAAUUACACUAUAAAAGAUAGGUUCCAAAGCGUAUCAUUCACCAAGUCUCUUAUCAAGGAGGAGACUCAAGGACUAACAGAAUUGGAUGUAUUUCAGAGGACAAAAGACGAUGAGAAAACAGCUCUGUCAAUAGAGGACAGACAGUUUCUGCAGAUCAUGGACCGAGAAGUCUAUAAAGACGAGGAAAAUUCAUGGGUUGCACCACUCCCAUUCAGACAGCCAAGGCAGUAUAUCCCGAACAAUCGUCCACAAGCUGUGGAACGUUUCAAUUCGCUUCUACGAUCUUUCAGGAGGAAGCCCGAGAUGAAAAAGGACUUUGUAGCCUUUAUGGAAAGAUUGUUUCAAAAUGACCAUGCAGAAAUAGCUCCUUCAGUUGGUCCCAAUGAACAGUGCUGGUAUUUACCUUCCUUUGGCGUAUACCAUCCGAGAAAGCCAUCCCAGAUCCGAGUGGUCUUUGACUCGAGCGCUCAAUGCAAAGGUGCAUCACUGAACAAGGUUCUCUUGUCGGGUCCUGACCUCAACAACAGUCUCCUUGGAGUCCUCAUGCGUUUUCGCAAAGAGCCUGUUGCCUUCACAGUGGACGUACAACAAAUGUUCCACUGCUUCAAAGUUCGGUCUGCAGACAGGAACCACCUUAGGUUUCUCUGGUUUCGAGAAAAUAACCCAGAGAAAGAGGUCACGGAAUAUCGUAUGAAGGUACACGUAUUUGGAAACAGUCCCUCUCCGACAGUGGCCAUUUACUGUCUCCGUCGUGCAGCUCAAGAAGGAGAAAAGGAAUUCGGUCAAGACGCCCGACAGUUCGUAGAGCAGGACUUUUAUAUGGAUGAUGGAUUGAAAUCCUUACCCUCCUCAGAGAUGGCCAUAGACCUUCUAAAGAGGACACAGAACAUGUUGGCUGAGUCUAAUUUGAAGUUGCACAAAUUAGCUUCAAACAGCAAGGAGGUUAUGAGAGCUUUCCCAUCUGAGGAUUACGCAAAUUCACUGAAAGAACUGGAUUUAGGUGUUGGCUCACUUCCUAUGCAACGAAGUCUUGGCUUGCUUUGGAAUUUGGACACAGACUGCUUCAAUUUCCAUGUCCAACAGGAUAGUAAACCUUAUACUAGGCGUGGAUUGCUGUCUGUAAUCAACAGUUUGUACGAUCCACUAGGAUUUGUGGCCCCUAUCACGAUUCAAGGCAAGGUACUACUGCGAGAGCUAACUGAGAAUGUUGCUGAGUGGGAUGCGCCCUUACCCGCAAACAAACGAAAAGUGUGGGAGAAAUGGAGAGGGUCAUUGCAAGAACUGCAACAUGUACAAGUCCCAAGAAGCUACGGGCCCACAUCACUGUCAGAAGCUAAGUCCAAGGAGCUCUGUGUGUUUUCUGACGCUUCCGAGCGAGUGAUCGCAGCAGUUGCUUACCUGAAAACAGUCGACUCGGAUGGUAGCUGUCACAUGGGGUUCAUCGCAGGCAAAUCAAGGUUAGCGCCACAACCAGAGCUCACUAUACCUCGUCUGGAACUCUGUGCAGCCGUCUUAGCUGUGAACAUGAUGGAAACGAUCACUGCAGAGAUUGCUGUCAAAUUUGAUGAGAUUACCUUCUUUACGGAUAGUCGAGUGGUCCUCGGAUAUAUCUACAACGAGAAACGUAGAUUUCAUGUCUACGUAAGCAACCGUGUACAAAGAAUCCGAAACAGCAGCAAUCCAGAACAAUGGAAGUAUGUGAGCUCAGAGCAGAAUCCAGCUGAUGUUGCAACACGACCAAUAGCUCCAACCAAAUUGCAGGAGACCAUAUGGUUCAGCGGACCACCAUUCUUACAUCAUCCAAAAGCAGAGACCUUACCUAAGGAAUCCUUUGCACUUGUUGAUCCUGAUCGAGAUUCAGAAGUUCGUCCAGAGGUUACAGUGUUGUAUACCACUGUCUCAAAUCGCUUUGAACGCUUUUCAGACUGGAGCCGGCUAGUCAGAGCUGUUGGGAAGCUGAUUCAUAUUGCACGCUCUUAUAAGCAAUGUCAAAAAGACACUUCUCAGGUAUGCAAAGGAUGGCACUGUUGCAAACUUCCUUUAAAUGCUGACAUAAUACUCCAGAGCGCAGAAGUUGUCAUACGAGCAGCACAACAGGAAACUUAUGCUGACGAGUUGCAGCACCUUAAACGGAAUGAACCACUUUCUAAAACUAGCACAAUUCGAAGUCUGGAUCCCUUCAUUGAUAAAAGUGGAUUGUUGAGGGUCGGAGGUCGUUUGGAUAAAGCAGAUCUAAGUUCUGAGGAAAAAAGACCCCUCAUCAUACCCGGCAAGAAUCAUGUAGCGUUGCUUCUAAUACGACACUUUCAUGAGCAGACGCAUCAUCAGGGUCGACACUUCACCGAAGGGGCGAUAAGAUCUGCUGGCUAUUGGAUAAUUGGAGUCAAAAGGCGUGUGAACAAUCUCAUCCAUUCCUGUGUUAUAUGCCGCAAACUCAGGAGGGGCUGCGAGACUCAGAAGAUGGCAGAUCUGCCUAUCGACAGGCUUAGCACAGAGCCUCCCUUCACACAUGUGGGAUUAGAUGUGUUUGGUCCCUGGUCUGUAUCUGCCCGUAGGACGAGAGGCGGUUGCGCAGAAAGCAAAAGAUGGGCAGUCCUAUUCACAUGUUUAAGCAUCAGAGCGAUUCAUAUAGAAGUGAUCGAGUCCCUGGACUCCUCCAGUUUCAUUAAUGCUUUAAGGAGGUUUCUGGCAAUCCGGGGUCCAGUGAAACAGAUUCGCUCCGAUAGAGGCACUAAUUUCAUUGGAGCUUGUAAAGAUUUGCAGAUUUUUUCCAAUGUCAAUGAAAAGGCGGUGAAACAAUUCUUGUCAGAUCACGGCUGCAUGUGGACAUUUAAUCUUCCGCAUUCAUCUCACAAGGGGGGCGCAUGGGAAAGGAUGAUCGGCAUUGCGCGCAGGAUCUUGGAUUCUAUGCUUCUACAGAUAAAGUCCUCUAAACUCACACACGAGGUACUCUCCACCUUCAUGGCUGAAGUCACUGCCAUUAUAAACAAUAGGCCACUGAUACCCGUGUCAACCGAUCCAGCAGAUCCUUUCAUCCUAACACCUGCCACAUUACUUACCCAAAAGACUGAUACUAGCUCCGUUCCGACAGGGGAUUUCGGAAAACCUGAUCUGUACAAGCAACAGUGGCGCACAGUGCAAAGCCUUGCAAAUACCUUCUGGGACAGAUGGCGUAAACAGUACCUCUCUACUCUACAGCAGCGACGAAAAUGGCACCAUCAGCAACCCAACAUCUCCAAAGGAUGCAUAGUCCUGCUCAAGGACUCUCAGUCCAAACGGAACUAUUGGCCCCUGGGCAUCAUAACGGAAACUUACCCCAGCCAAGAUGGGCAAGUACGGAAAGUGCAAGUAAAGGUCAUUGGGAAAGAUGGACCUAAACUGUUUAUGAGACCUGUCAACGAGAUAGUACUCCUAAUUCAUGAAGAUUCUAAAUAG